GUUGCCGCCUGUUGCCCGAGGUUCCUGCCCAGUGGUAGGUUGCCGCCUGUUGCUGGAGACCCCUGCCCAGGGGUAGAUUGCCUGCCUGUUGCCCGAGACCCCUGCCCAGUGGUAGAUUGCCGCCGCCUGUUGCCCGAGGUCCCUGCCCAGUGGUAGGUUUCUGCCCAGUGUGGUAGGUUGCCGCCUGUUGCCCGAGGUCCC
This is a messenger RNA of Staurois parvus, 201 nucleotides long. NCBI's taxonomy places the organism in Eukaryota, Metazoa, Chordata, Amphibia, Anura, Ranidae. The record is from the annotation of a GenBank genome assembly.